Molecule: messenger RNA, 2411 nt
Organism: Pseudoliparis swirei
Lineage: Eukaryota; Metazoa; Chordata; Actinopteri; Perciformes; Liparidae
Gene: nkx2-1
Product: NK2 homeobox 1
Exons: 2
Coding region: 804-1847 (347 amino acids)
Biological process (GO): cell differentiation; regulation of transcription by RNA polymerase II
Cellular component (GO): nucleus
Molecular function (GO): RNA polymerase II cis-regulatory region sequence-specific DNA binding; DNA-binding transcription factor activity, RNA polymerase II-specific
Source: RefSeq, a predicted model, not a curated record
ACUUAUCAGUAUCAAGUCAAUUUCCCUCCCCUGCAAGAGCACUUUUGCAUGUCUGAGUACGAUAAGGCACAACACAAACAAUCCCCGGCAAUCACUGGAAGGCCUCUCGUGGCCAUUAAAAAGUCAGCGGUUCAAACUGGAGGAGUGGUUCUCCAACUCUCAAGUCCAUAUGGCCUCCCUUUUUUUUCUUUCUUCAUCAAGAGGCCCUCGUAAACAUCACUACAGUUAAUAAAGUGUGUUGUGGUCAGCGCGUGUCCCCGAGGAGGCGCAGUGCGCGUAAAAACGCGCGUAAAAACGCAUGCAGCGGCGAGAAUGGACGCCGCCGCGCGCAUGCAAGCAGCGCGUAGGAGGGGGGGGGGGGACACGAACAUUUAUGAUCAUGUGCAGCAUGCGCCUUAUGUUAUUGUUAGUGGGAGGGGGAGCACAUGUCUCGUAAGUGAAAUUGCGCUCGAGGAAGAAGAAGAAAAAAAGGAGGCUGAGAAGCCCGUGUGGCGCGUAUUGUCGCCGACGCCCCGCCUCUGCCGGGAGACCGUAAACCUGGCAGCCAGCUAAAACACACCGGAGCCAGCACCGAGCUCCCACUCAAUCCAAUUAAGGCGGACUUGAGGCGCUCUCCUACGUGUUCAUCUAUACGGGAUCGACGUUUGAGACAACAGGAACCAGAGGGGCUUUUGGGUCCAACAAGAAUAAGGAAAAAAAGGAGAGAAAAAAGAAGGAGAAGAAAAAGAAGAAGAAGAAAAAAACACAGAAGAGAAGGAGAGAUUGCCUUGCCUUCUAAUUUCUCCCUCUCCAGCCACAGAACAAUGUCGAUGAGCCCUAAGCAUACGACUCCUUUUUCUGUUUCCGAUAUCUUGAGUCCCCUCGAGGAGAGCUAUAAGAAAGUAAGUAUGGAGAAUAACAACUUGGGGGCGCCUCUCGCUUCUUACCGGCAGCCGCAGGUCUCUCAGGCGGCGAUGCAGCAGCACCACAUGGGCCACAACGGCGCCGUGUCCGCGGCGGCGUACCACAUGACCGCGGCAGGUGUUUCCCAGCUGUCGCACUCGGCCAUGGGGGGCUACUGCAACGGCAACCUGGGCAACAUGGGCGACCUGCCGUCGUACCAGGACGGCAUGAGGGGCAGCACCGCGGCCACCGGCUGGUACGGGGCCAACCCGGACCCGCGCUUCUCCACCAUUUCUCGCUUCAUGGGCUCGUCGUCGGGCAUGAACAUGGGCAGCAUGGGCAGCCUCAGCUCCCUGGCGGACGUGGGCAAAGGCAUGGGCUCCCUGUCCAGCACCCCGAGGAGAAAGAGGAGGGUGCUCUUCUCCCAGGCGCAGGUCUACGAGCUGGAGCGACGCUUCAAGCAGCAGAAAUACCUGUCGGCGCCGGAGAGGGAACACCUGGCAAGUAUGAUCCACCUCACCCCGACGCAGGUGAAGAUCUGGUUUCAGAACCACCGGUAUAAGAUGAAGAGGCAGGCCAAAGACAAAGUGUCCCAGCAGCAGAUGCAGCAGGACGGCGGCUCGUGCCAGCAGCAGCAGCAGCAGUCCCCGCGGAGGGUGGCGGUGCCGGUGCUGGUGAAGGACGGCAAACCGUGUCAAGGCAGCGGCCACACGCCCACCGCGCAGACCCUCCACCAGCAAGGGGGCAACCUCAUGAUCAACAACAACACGUCCGGCCUCGGGCAGCAGCAGCACCAGCAGCAGCAGGUGGGGAGCACGGGGCACUCUCCGGAUUUGGCGCCGCACUCCUCCAGUCCGCCGUCGCUGCAGAGCCAGGUGGCCAGCCUGUCUCACCUCAAUUCCCCCGGCGCAGAGUACGGCUCGGCCCUGCAGUGCUCGGCCCUGUUGUACGGCAGGACGUGGUGACAAGAGGCGCCGGCUAUUUUAACCGAUUCCUAUAUUUAAAGACACACACACACACAGGAAAAAAAGACGUCUUUCUACUGUAAAUGUGCGCAUCUGAAUAAGAAGCCGAGUGAAGCUCUUCUUGAAUUGUCACCCUUUUUUUUGGAAGGAAGUCGUGACUUAUAUGGAAGGAAGGAGGUGGAAAAAAAAAUGUUGACCAUGAAACUCCAGAAAAAGGUCUCGGGAUUUAUUUAUGUAAAUUAUAAUGAGACAAAAGACGAAUCAGGAGUCAUAUAGGCCGCAGUAUGUGAACCUGGAGAGGGGAAACUGUUGUAUAAAUCCCCCCCUCGCCCACCACGUGACUCUGAUUUAUAUAGAAUUUAUUGUAAGCCGUAGACAUAGCUUGUAUAUUUCUGUAAAAGGUUUGAAUUUUAGCUAUCUGUUGUACAAAGUUUUUUGACGCUAUUUGCCAGUUUGUUGUCGUUUCAUUGGUAUUUGUAUUCGUUUUAUUUCUUUGUAACUUAUAUAGAUGAUAUUUGACUUACUAAAAAAAACCAGUCCUAAUAAAUUAUGGAAAACAAGACA